Messenger RNA from Lutzomyia longipalpis, 5676 nucleotides. RefSeq names its product histone-lysine N-methyltransferase eggless (gene egg). Bases 214 to 5583 code for a protein of 1789 amino acids. Gene Ontology annotation, molecular function: protein binding; histone H3K9 methyltransferase activity; zinc ion binding. The record is from RefSeq and is a predicted model, not a curated record. Gene Ontology annotation, cellular component: nucleus. Lineage: Eukaryota; Metazoa; Arthropoda; Insecta; Diptera; Psychodidae. Gene Ontology annotation, biological process: heterochromatin organization; negative regulation of gene expression. The transcript has 6 exons.
CGUAACCUCACUUUCAGUCUGCCAGGAAGCUUUCUUUUCGAACAGAAAAUAAAAUGAGUUUUCCACCCAUUUCCUGGGCAGUUUAAAUAGAAAUUUGAGUGUCUGUGUAUUCUUUAAGAUCCCAAAAAGUGAUUUCCGGUUUAAGAAUUUAAUUUUUGAUAGAAUUUUUAGUGUUUUUGAGAGUAAACAAAUGUGGUUUAGCUUCCCGGCUAAAUGAGUGAGCAGCUUGUACCUGGAAAAAUUGACGAAGCACCCCAGGAGGGAUUUUCCGGGACAAUGGAAACAACCCCUGGGGAUGCCAAGGAUACGGAGGGAUUGUACAAAGUGGAGGAUUUCCCCCUUCCUGCAGACAACGAGGGUAAAACUGUCGAUGGAGACAAAGAGAGCGUCAGUGUGUCUGCAUCAGCUUCCAGGUCAGUGAAUGAAGUGUUUGAUGAGAUACUCAAGAAAGAAGUUGUUGCUCUGUGGAGUUCUAAAGAGAAGGAAGUAACAGAAGAAAAGGAAACGAUCGUGGGCAAUGUCCAGGAAGAAAAUUCAGAGAAGGAACUUCUUUCUGGUGGGAAUGUGGGAGUCUUUGAGGGUAAUUCUGGUGAUAGAAUAGAAGAAAAAUCCAAUGAGAUUGAAGAAAAGGAAGCGGAAGAAGAAAAUCCCGAAGAAAUCUUCCGGAAGCUGGAAAGUCUUUUAGCUGAAACAAAAGAUGAAAUGGAAGUCGAUGAAGAGAAGCUAGAGGAUGAUGAGAAAGUCUCCUCAAGUAAGGAAAUCCAAGAGGAGGGAAAGAUAGUGGAAGGUGAUGCUAAAGAAGUUGAAGAGGAGGAUCCGAAACUUCUUUCCGGAAAGAAAUUCAACAAAGAAACUGAAGGAAUUUGUCAGGAAGUUGAAUCCUCUGACCGAAAUCCUCUAAAAGAUCUCCUUGAAGAUAAAGAUCUAGCCCUGGAUGAAGAUUCCACGUUGAAUGGAGAACUUCCUGCAAGAAAAACUCCUCAAGAGAGUAAAGAAUCUGAAAUUGCGCAGCACAGUGGCCAGGAGAAUGUUCCAGAUCUCGAAGAAAUGGAUCUAGAUUCUCCGGAUACCUUGGAAAAGCCUCUUAAAGGUGCUGAAAUGCAAAUUGAUGACGAUGAGGAGUUUGCAGCUGAACUGGAAGCUCUCAAAGAGGAAGAGGAAGAAGAUGGGGCAGUUGUUCAGGAAAGUUCUGACAGUGAAGUGAUGGAGGAAGACAUUGUCGAAGCUAUAAAACUUCCACAAGAAUCCUCGGAAGUUCAAAAAGCUCCCGAAGAGAAUCCCCCAAAAGUUCAGGAAGCAAAAGAAGAUGAUGAGGAGCUUCCAGAAGCUACUCAAUUAUUGAAUUUGCCAGAGGAAAAAUUAGAGAUUGAUGAAGCUUCAAUUGAUAGUUCAGAAGACCCUCCAGAAGUUCCGGAAAGUCAAUCUAAUCUCCCGGAAGACUCCUCGCAAAACCUCAACGUUGAAAAACCUCAAGGAAGUGCAGAAAAGCAUCCUGAACUUCCGGAAACUAAUAAGGAAUUUCCAACAAUUGAAGAUUCAGAGGAAGCAAACAAAGAAGCAGAGCCAAAGCUUCCAGCAACAGCAAAUGUUUAUCAAGAAGAGGAAGUUCCCCUUCCGGAUUCAACAGAAAUGGAAGAAUCUCACGCAGAUGCUGCAAAAGUCCCUCAGGAGGAAGACAUGGAGACGAGAAAGGCAGUAGAAGCAAUUCUUUCAGAUGAUAGUUUUCCUGAUUUACAAAUUGACGAAGAAGCUGCAGUUUCAACCAUUCCGGAAGAUCGAGAAAAGGAAGCAGAGGUUCAAGACAAGGCAAUUGAUUCCCAGGAAGCCCCGGAAAAGAUUCCAGAGAACGAAGAGGAGAAGGAGGCCCUUCCGGAAGACGAUGAAGUAGUUCUAAUUGAAGAAGAUGAACUUGAGGAAGAUGAGAAAGGGAAGGAAGCUUCCCCGGAAGGUGAGAAAGAUAAGGAAUUGCCUCAGGAAGAGAUUUUUCAGGAGAAAAAUGAAGAAAUCCCAAAGGAAGCUCACCAGGAAGAAGAAAAAGAAGAAAAAGAUGACUCUGUGAUUGAAAUUCCGGAAGAUGAACCUUCGCAGGAAGUUCCAGCUGCCACAGAAGCUGCAAAAGGAGAAGAAGAAAAUCACGAGGAAGCAGCAGAGGAUCAUCUUUCAGAGGGAGGAAGUACAAAGAAUGGCCCAAUCAGUGAGGAGGCAACAAAGGCAGCCAGCGUGACGGAGGAUAAUAAUAGUUCAAUGAGUAUGGAUUUGAUGGAAUCCAAUGAUGUUCCGAGUGAGAGAGCAGAUACAGUUGAGGAUAAUUCCACGCCAAUGGACAUGGAGGUGGAUGAGACGGCUAAUGCCGAAUGGGCAGUGAAACACUUCCGGAAGGAAUCCACGGAGGAGGUGAGCAACAAGGAGGCCUCAAAAGAGUCCACGAUGGAUCGACAGAAGCACUAUGAUUGCAUUAAUUCAGCCUGCAAGAGUUCACCGGGGGAGGAGUUCUCGCCAGCUCAUGGCUUCAUUGUCAGCUUCUACAGCACAAAGAAGCGCAAGAAGACUCAGUACGUCUGCCAGCCGUGCUAUGCCGUUGCCAUGGAGAAGAUGAUGGACUACUGUAGCAUCCUCACGGCACAGAAGCCAAUCUUCCAUCACUUCCCGCAGCAUACGGAAGUUGUGGAGAUCUCAGACAGCAGUGAAGAUUCCUCACCGGAAGAUGAGAUGGUUCAGUGCAUGCGGAGGCCACUGAAGGAAGCAGACAGGGAGCUAAUUGAGAAGAAUCUCGAUGAAGUCAUCGCGGAGACAAUGAAACGCGUCAAUAUUAAUCAGCAAUUUGAGUGGACGAAGCACGAUUUGGACACGAGAUUCAGUAAACUCGAGAAGUCUCAUGCGGAAGUCAAUGAGGAGUUCCAGAAAAUCCAGAGAACGGCUGAUUCGCUCUUUAAGAAUCUCAAUUCAAGGGAGAAACGAACAACACAGAAUGAGCCCCCAAUUCACAUUUACACGGAAUUCCCUCCGCCUGAAGAUCGUUAUGCUCCGGUUAAUUAUCGCAUGAUAAGGGAGAGAGCCACACCGUGCCAUGGUGCCGCUGCCCUUCAACAGACUCUCCCAACUGUCCCAGCUGUUCAUAUCCCUGCUCCAGCUUCACCAACAAUGCCAUGUUCUCCCGCAUUGGCGGCUGAGGUGAAAAAGGGAGCAAUUUACUUUGGGAUGCGUUCCUCCCUGACAAAACCAUGGGGUCACUGUGAAGUCCUGGAUAAACUUCCGGGGAAUGGUGGGGAUAAAGAUAUGCGGUAUCGUGUGCGAUUUGUGCGUCACAAUCAGGAGGGAAUUCUGUCGGGGAAGCAGCUGGCUUUUGCUGAAGCUCCAACGCAGAAACUUUCAGUGGGUUGUCGUGUUGUGGCGCAAUUCAGUGCUGCCCGGCGGAAGCUCUACUACCCGGGGAUUGUGGCUGAACCCACGCAGGAGACAAACAAGUUCCGCUAUUUGAUCUUCUUUGACGAUGGGUACGUGCAGUAUGUCUUUCCGGGGGAUGUUCGGAGGAUUUGUUGGGUGUCUGAGAAUGUGUGGGAGGAUGUGCAUCCCAGUUCGCGGGAUUUCAUCCGGAACUACCUGCAGGAGAAUCAGUAUCAGCGUGCUGUGGCACAAGUGAAGAUUGGGCAGAAGAUUGAGGUGGAGCGCGAUGGGAAAUGGGUUUCGAUGCGUGUGGCAAAGGUGGAUUGUAGUCUGAUCUUGGUGUACUUUGGGGAGUACACUGAGUGGAUCUAUAGUGGGUCACAGCGUCUUCUGCCCAUCUAUCGCAUGAAGAUGGAUUCACGCCUGUCCACGGGGAAGAAGCUGCAAACGCGGAAUGAGCCGUACGUGAGUUUCCGGAAUGUUGUGGAUGAUUCGCAGAAGGAAACGGAGAACAGAGUGAAGGAGGAGGAGGAGAAUCGUGGGAUUAAUCGUUCUGUGGCGAAGAAGAGUACGCAGACCGUGCCGCCACUGCCCGUGGCACAGCCGAGUCAGCCAAGUCAGCCUAAGCAGCUGAUGAAUAAUUCGACAAUCUUCCUGGAGGAUGAUAACUAUCCCAAAGGGAAGGUUGUCUUCUACACGGCCAAGUUCAACAUGCCGCCCAAGAGCUACACGCCACAUGAGUGCAACAGCGAAUGCCUCUAUCGCAUCUCAUACGAUCUCAAUCUCUACAAUCCCCUGGCAAAGCCCCUCCUUUCCGGAUGGGAAAGGAAGAUCUAUCGCGUCAAGGCGAGACGAUCAGUCAUCUACAAAGCGCCAUGUGGACGAAGUUUGCGGAACAUUGAGGAGGUGCAUCGAUACCUCCGGCUCACGGAUUGCAGCCUGAACGUGGACAAUUAUGAUUUUGAUCCAUCUGUUCACUGCCUGGCUGAGUAUGUCAUUGACUCGGCAAUUGUGCGCAAGACUGACAUCUCAAAUGGCGUGGAAACAAUGCCAAUUGGUUGUGUCAACUGCUACGAUGAGACUGUGCCACCGCCGUGCAUCUAUGCAAAUCACCGAAUCCCCACGGAGGGUGUUCAUCUCAAUCUAGAUCCGGAAUUCCUCGUGGGAUGCGACUGCACUGAUGACUGCAUGGAUAAGAGUAAGUGCUCCUGCUGGCAGACAACUGCAGCGGGGGUGAGGUGCCUCCAGCCCAAUAUUGACAUCAAUACCGUUGGCUACACGUACAAGAAACUCUAUGAUCCCGUACCCACUGGGAUCUAUGAAUGCAACUCCAGAUGCAAAUGCAAGAGUAGCUGCUUGAAUCGCGUUGUUCAGCAUCCACUUUCACUGAAGCUGCAAGUCUUCAAGACAGCCAACAGGGGUUGGGGGCUGAGAUGUUUGAAUGACGUGCCAAAGGGGCAGUUUAUCUGCAUCUACGCAGGGCACUUGCUGACGGAGCAGAAGGCAAAUGAAGGUGGACAAAAUCAUGGGGAUGAGUAUUUUGCUGAAUUGGACUACAUCGAAGUGGCGGAGGGCAUUAAGGAGGGCUUUGAACCUGAAGCACCGGAAGAGGAUUCCAAUUCAGACAGGGAUGAUGACUAUGAAUACAAUCCGGAAAAGCGUCGUCGUGCCAGCGAUUCUGAUGAUGAUUACUUCAGCCCAACGGCUGCUGUUGUGCAGAAAACCAUCAAAACACGUUCCCGGACAAGGGGUUCAGAUGUGCAGGCUAAUAAGGCGCAACCGGAAAAGCCCAAGGAGGCGGAAGAGGGAGUGAUCUCAAUAUCAGACGAUGAAGAUGAGCGUGUCCCACAGAGCUUUGUGCCGAAUAUUUCAAUUGAAAAGGAAGUCAUCCCGACCAAUAAGACGCGUUCCCUGCGACGGAUGUUUGGGAAGAAAGAGGAUGUCUACGUGAUGGAUGCCAAGAUUAUGGGCAACAUUGGGCGAUAUUUUAACCACUCCUGCUCACCGAAUCUCUUCGUGCAGAAUGUCUUUGUGGACACGCACGAUCUUCGUUUCCCGUGGGUAUCGUUCUUCGCCAUGAGCCACAUCAGGGCGGGCACGGAGCUAACGUGGAAUUACAACUACGACGUGGGUACCGUUCCCGGGAAGUUUUUGUUCUGCCAAUGCGGCUCAAAGAAUUGCCGUGGAAGAAUUCUCUAAGAAAUCAUCAUUCCUCCGAAAUUAUUCCCUUCGUCUCAAUAUCUCAUCAAUUUGUGUAAAAGAAAUAAAAAGUUUGAAGAUUUUUCUUUGAAA